AUGGCAAUUGUAAUCGAUGCAUUUGCAGAAGCAGCCAUUUCUAAUAUGUUCUGGUCUGUAACCAGUUUGUUGAAAGACAAGGUGGACCUCAUCCGGAAUGCCAAAGUCGAGAAGCUCCAGAAAAAGCUGGAAGGCUUGCAGAAGACCAUCAAAGUGGUGAGUUUGUGUUUCAGAGAAGCCAAAUCGUAUGGGUUUGCUGCGAAAAAUACUAAAGGAAGUUGGUGGAUGGGAGAGGUAGCGGACACCCUAAUGGGAGGUGCAAAGGAGAGCAAGAUUUUGAUCACCAGUAGAAAGGUAGAAGAUUCUCAAGGAAUUGGUGAUAAAAUGUAUAAGUUGACAGAAAUGUCUUUGGAUGAAAGUUGGAGCUUGUUUCUGCGUGUGGCAAAGAUACAAGAACAUGAAUUGGAGAGUCACAAUUUGAAAGGUAUUGGGGAGAAAAUAGUGGCAAAGUGUGGUGGGUUGCCACUUGUUGUCCAAACGGAAUAUAGCCAUGCCUCCGCCACUGAGCACACCUCCCAUCUGUCAUUACUUGGAAUCGAUGAUGCAGAGCACAAGUACAAUGCCUCAGGAGCAGCAAAUAAGGUGCGGACAUUGUUGUGCGAUCCUGAUUCUGAUUCCAAGUCAGACUUGCGUUCAGUUUAUAUUGCACACUUAACCAAUUUCAAGUGGUUGAGGGUGUUGUCAUUGAGAGGAUAUAGGAUGUAUGAGUUGCCAAAGUCAAUUGAAGAUCUUUCACUUCUAAAAUAUCUCGAUCUAAGCUAUUCUAAUGUGAAACGGUUGCCCAGUUCAAUCGGCAGACUCUGUAACUUGCAAAUAUUGGAUUUAAGUGUUAGUAAAAUUGAAGAAUUGCCCAAGGAAAUAGGUGAACUGAGCACUUUGAGGUAUCUUGGGCUGAAAGAUAUAGAGGAAUUGAAAUUUAUAACCGAAGGCCUGGGGAUGCUUACUAAUUUACGGAUCUUGUAUAGACUUAUUCUUAAGGAGAAGCAUGAGUUAAUUGGGGUGAAAUUUUAUUUUGAGGAGCAAGAUGAUGACAGAGUGGAUAAUGCUUCCAAAGAGAGGAGUUUGCUGGAGGCUUUGGAACCUCCAUAUGGCAUAGAGAGGUUGGGAAUUUAUAGUUAUAAAGGAUAUAGGGAUGUGAUAGGAAUUAAAUCAUUGGAAGAAUUGAAGGUCCAAAACUGCCCAACAUUGUGUGAAUUGCCAAGCAUGCUUUCGUUGAAGUCCUUGGAGAUUUGGCUGUGUGAUGGGCUCAACAAGGUUGGUGACCUGCCAGCAUUAGAGUCGUUGACUCUGUCCAGAUGCGAAAGGCUGAAGACUCUUGCUAACAUGCCUGCAUUGGAGUCGUUGCAUGUGUACCGAUGUGAAAGGCUACAGCAAGUAUCUGAUGAUCACAUGCCGGAUUUAAAGAGACUGAAGUUGUCUUACCUGAAGAUAUUGAAGCAGCUCCCCACUCACCUUCCUUCACUUGAGGAACUGGAUGUGAAGCAUUUGCCCAACUGGGAAAUAACACUUACUUUUAUGCCAUGCUUAAGAAAGGCGAGUUUUGAAACUUGUCCAAAGGUACAGACAGAAGGCUUGAUUUAUGCUCUAUUGGAGCUGGCGGGGCAUGGUGGUCAAGUGACUCAGCUCCGAACGCUGUCACUGAAGAAUUGCCGAAGUGAAAGAUUGGGAUGGAAAUUGCUUGAGCAAAUGCCUAACCUCAUUUGCUUGAAGUUGGAUUCAAAAUCAGCAGUACUACUGCCAUCUUCAUUGCCAUCGGAGGUACCAACAUUUCUACCCUCCUUCAAGGCUCUGGAAUUGAGAGACAUCACGAAUGUUGAUGAGGAGCUUGGGAGGCCACUGGCAAUGCCUCCCGAAACUGAAAUUUCUGUGGCUUCAAGACUUCCCCAAUCUGAAGUCUCUGGUGGAUGUGAAUAA
Messenger RNA from Nymphaea colorata (pocket water lily), 1914 nucleotides. RefSeq names its product disease resistance protein RGA2-like. NCBI's taxonomy places the organism in Eukaryota, Viridiplantae, Streptophyta, Magnoliopsida, Nymphaeales, Nymphaeaceae. Gene Ontology annotation, molecular function: ADP binding. The transcript is spliced from 8 exons. The coding region runs from base 1 to 1914 and encodes 637 amino acids. The record is from RefSeq and is a predicted model, not a curated record.